GGCGGGUCGGGGACCCGAGGAGGCGGGGGGAGAGGGCGCGCGUCGCGAUUCCGGGGCCAGUGCGAGCCGCCCGCGUCCCCUUGGUCCCCGCGUCGCCUCGGCCCACGGACGCCGUCCAGAGCCCACCACCUUUCUCCGUGGGAACCAGGGAACCAGAGCACCAGAGCCUCUGCUGUGCCCUCCCAGGGACCGGGCAGGUGGCAUCUCCCCAGGUUGUGCCAGUUUGUCCCCAGGCCAUCAGCCGACCAGAGCGAAAGGAAGUGCGUUCGUUCGGUGUGCCGGAGGAUAAAAGAAGACUGGAAACAUGUCGGAGUUUUGGUUAAUUUCUGCCCCUGGCGAUAAGGAAAAUUUACAAGCGCUGGAGAGGAUGCACACGGUCACCUCCAAGUCCAACCUGUCUUAUAACACCAAAUUCACCAUUCCCGAAUUCAAGGUGGGGACCUUGGAUUCCCUUGUUGGUCUCUCUGAUGAGUUGGGGAAACUCGAUGCCUUUGCUGAAAGCCUCAUAAAGAGAAUGGCCCAGAGCGUGGUGGAAGUGAUGGAAGAUGCGAAGGGGAAGGUCCAGGAGAACCUUCUGGCCAACGGAGGUUUGAAGGAAAAAAUGAAAUAUUUAAAGACUGACUUAACAUCCUUCGUGACCCACUUCGAGUGGGACAUGGCCAAGUAUCCUGUCAAGCAGCCGCUGGUGAGCGUGGUGGACACUCUGGCAAAGCAACUGGCACAGAUUGAGACGGACCUCAAGUCCCGAACCGCCGCCUACAACACUCUGAAGACAAACCUGGAGAAUCUGGAGAAGAAGUCCAUGGGAAACCUCUUCACUCGGACGCUGAGCGACAUUGUGAGCAAAGACGACUUCGUGUUGGAUUCGGAGUAUCUGAUCACACUGCUGGUCAUUGUCCCCAAACCGAGCUACUCACAAUGGCAAAAAACCUACGAAUCCCUCUCGGACAUGGUAGUCCCUCGGUCAACCAAACUGAUUGCGGAGGACAACGAGGGCGGCCUCUUCACCGUGACUCUGUUUCGAAAAGUGAUUGAUGAUUUCAAAACCAAAGCCAAAGAGAACAAAUUCACUGUCCGUGAAUUUUACUAUGACGAAAACGAAGUUAAAAGGGAGAGAGAAGAGAUGACGAGAUUGCUGUCGGAUAAGAAGCAACAAUAUCAAACUUCCUGUGUUGCUCUUAAAAAGGGAUCCUCCACCUUCCCGGACCACAGGGUCAAGGUAACCCCGCUAGGUAACCCCGAUAGGCCCGCUGCGGGGCAGACGGACAGAGAGAGAGAGAGUGAGGGCGAGGGUGAGGGCCCUCUGCUCCGAUGGCUCAAGGUGAAUUUCAGCGAAGCCUUUAUCGCCUGGAUCCACAUCAAGGGCCUGAGAGUGUUUGUGGAGUCUGUGCUCAGGUAUGGACUGCCGGUGAACUUCCAGGCAGUUCUCCUGCAGCCUCAUAAGAAGUCAUCCACCAAACGUCUAAGAGAGGUUCUGAACUCCGUCUUCAGACACCUGGAUCAGGUCGCAGCUGCGAGUAUACUGGAUGCGUCCGUGGAGAUCCCUGGCUUGCAGCUCAGCAACCAAGACUACUUUCCUUACGUCUAUUUCCACAUCGACCUGAGCCUCUUCGACUAGGACGGCGACGAGCUGGCACCGCUACCCCCGCACCUUCCCGCGGUCCCCGGGCGCCUCCUUCCUUCUGCCAGAGAACAGUCUAAGCAGCCUACAGAACUGAGAUGUCGAGAGAAACUGCUCACGAAAAUCAGUUACAGUCGUAUUUAUUUUUUUUAAGUUAACAAUAAAGAGGUGUUCUCAGUCCUUUGAGUUGUCUCGUCACUUAAGAGUCUAACGUAAUUCAAACCUUCGAGUUCCUGAAUGUUUUGCACAAAUGGGGACUUCCUAGAAAUCGGUUACGUGCUGCUGAAUCUCACACCUUCGUGGACAUGUCACGAGGGUCUAGGAGCAACGUGAAAAGCCUCGGGCUGACCGUGUGACCUGCUACCUUCCUACGGGUCACCGGUGAUGCCCUGAGACCCCGCGCUGGGCGACGAAGGCAGUUCUCACUCGACAAUCCACCGAUUUUCAUCCUUCGCUAACCCCCCUCCGCGUUUCCCGCUCACGGCUGGAACGCAGCCUCUCGGGACCCGGGUGAGAUGCGUGUGGGGCAGGCAUCCAGCUAGUGUCCUGAGACCACAGGCCGAUCCACGGGAGGAGAGACGGCCAGCUCGUCCCUUCCUAACUGGCGACACACUGGACUCCGCGUUUAGGAUGUGGACACUAAUUUCAUACGUUUAUUGGCAUUGUCCAAAAUACCGUUUUAUUCUUUAAUGGAAAAAAGCCAUUAAUAUUCAAAUGAAAGGAUCACAUUAAAAAACUUGGAUGUAGGAAACAGCCUCCGCGAACACUCAAGCAGCAGUCAGAGGAGGGAGGGAAAGGUUUCAACAGCCCAUCCGCUUUCUUCAAAAUAGUGACAGAAUACAACCCAAUUCACUGGCUACGACAAUUCAUAGAAUGUCGCAUCAUUUUCUUGAGACGCACACGUUCCCUGCCGCAGUGUUUUCAAAUGACGGAUCGAGUGCUACUUCUUGGUUAAAAAGGCCACUGGUAGAGUCAUCUGUUUGUGAAGCGUGUUCCUUCACUGCUGGAAAAUCUGCUCCC
Sus scrofa (pig) is the source of this 2641-nucleotide messenger RNA. It is a transcript of the gene ATP6V1C2, whose product is annotated as ATPase H+ transporting V1 subunit C2. NCBI's taxonomy places the organism in Eukaryota, Metazoa, Chordata, Mammalia, Artiodactyla, Suidae. The record is from RefSeq and is a predicted model, not a curated record. Gene Ontology annotation, biological process: proton transmembrane transport. Gene Ontology annotation, cellular component: lysosomal membrane; vacuolar proton-transporting V-type ATPase, V1 domain. Gene Ontology annotation, molecular function: proton-transporting ATPase activity, rotational mechanism.